Molecule: messenger RNA, 1299 nt
Organism: Thecamonas trahens ATCC 50062
Lineage: Eukaryota; Apusomonadida; Apusomonadidae
Exons: 1
Coding region: 1-1299 (432 amino acids)
Molecular function (GO): NADH dehydrogenase activity
Source: RefSeq, a predicted model, not a curated record
AUGGUGAUCCUCGGGACCGGCUGGGCGUCGUACGCGCUGGCAAAGUCAGUGGAUCGCGAGCUGUUUGACGUCACAGUGGUCUCGCCACGGAACCACUUUCUUUUCACUCCGCUCCUCGCCUCGACCUGCACCGGCACCCUCGAGCACCGGUCGAUCAUCGAGCAUGUGCGCCGCAUCGGGUUCCGCUCCGGUGCCGACUUUCACCUCGCCGAGGCGACCGAUGUUGAUCCCGAGGCCAAACGGGUGAUGUGCGAGCCUGUUGUUGGGACCGGCGAGCCGUACACUCUCGGCUACGACGUGUUGGUCAUGGGCAUCGGCUCGGAUCCCAACACCUUUGGUCUCGAGGGCGUCCAAGAGCACGCGCUGUACCUCAAAGAGCUCGCGCACGCCCGCACCAUCCGCACCCGGGUCCUCGACAACCUCGAGGAAGCGACGGGUGCAAUGGCUGGCCGCCUCUCGGCCGCGCGCCGCGACGAGCUGCUCAACGUGGUGGUUGUCGGCGGCGGGCCGACCGGCGUCGAGUUUGCCUCCGAGUUCUACGACAUGGCCGUCACCGAUGUCGUCAAGUACUACCCGUCGGUGGCCGACUCGCUCAAGGUCAAGCUGGUCACCGGCGAUGGCCUACUCUCUACCUUCCACGCCUCGCUCCGCGCGUACACCGAAAAGGCGAUCACGUCGCGGGCAAACAUGGAGCUGGUCAAGCACAAUGUGACCGCAGUCAAGGCCAAUGGCGUCGUCCUCGACAACGGCGAAGUCAUUCCAUCGGCCUGCAUCGUCUGGGCCGCCGGCAUCGGCGAGCGGCCGCUCACCACCCACCUCGAGGCCACCCGUGGCUUCCCGCUCCUCCGGCGCCGGUUCAAGGUCAAUGGCCAGCUCCAGCUCGACGGCUUUGACGACAUCUACGCCCUCGGCGACUGCGCCGCCAUCGAGGACAACGUCCACCCACAGACUGCACAGGUGGCCGAGACCCAGGCGUACUACCUCGCCGACCACCUCAAGAACGUGGUCUACGGUCGGCAUGACGCUUCUCAGCCGUACCACUUUCAGUCCAAAGGCGCGCUGGCCUACAUCGGCUCGUACCGCGGCGUUGCUGACUUUUCCAUGGCCCAGCUCAACGCCAAGCCCAAGCCCGCCUCUUCCGAGUCUAGCGCCUCGGUUGGCGCGUUGUCUGGCUUUCACGCCUGGCUCGUCUGGCGCUCGGCAUACCUGACCAAGCUCGGCUCGUGGCGCGCGCGGAUGCAGGUGCCUAUCGACUGGAUGAAGACCUUUAUCUUUGGCCGCGAUCUCUCGCGGUUCUAG